Molecule: messenger RNA, 2279 nt
Organism: Paramisgurnus dabryanus
Lineage: Eukaryota; Metazoa; Chordata; Actinopteri; Cypriniformes; Cobitidae
Source: RefSeq, a predicted model, not a curated record
ACCACUUGGCAUUUUACCAAUGAGUGUAACCACCAACACAGAAACAGCAGAUUCAGCUUUUUAAAAAGUCAACUUGACAUUCUGAUUUUUUUAAGCUUCCGCUGUGAUGAGAAAGCGAAUGAUGAAAUCAAUCAACUGUAUAAAAACGAAAAUAUGUAUUAUGUUUGCAAAUGUCAAGCAAAGCACCAAAUAACCAAAAAUCAAUUUAAAAUCCAUCUUUAAGUAAUUACACAUUUGCAGAAGAUGCACAGAUAUUGCAAGCACAUUCAUAAGCUGUAAUGAAUGUGAAAGUCUGUGACAUUUUUCACUUUAGCAAACCCUAUAGGAUGUGGCAUAUGGGUAACAUAUAUGUGUGCAUCUAAGCAUUAGUAAACAUGACUGAUAGGUUGGAAAGAGAUAAAAUCACACACGCAGAUCUUUUAAGUUGAUCGUAGUUAUUACAGUUAGUUAAGGUUGGAAAACCACAGAUGCCCAGUGUCGCACUUUCAAAACCAUGAAGGAAAUGACUCAAAAGUUUUGUGCGUCUCUCACACCAAAAAUAUCAAAACAGACCAAACGACACACAAACUUUCAUGAAGACGCACAAUUUAUGGCUCACACAGAUCUGACAAAAAGCCAAAGCGCACUGGAAAUGACAAACAGUACCUGUAACCUGACCGACUACAUGGUGCUGAAUGAUGCUGAGAAAGUGGCCAUUGCCACAAUUUGCCUCCUGAUAGCACCCUUUGCCCUUCUAGCCAACAUUCUAGUGCUGGUUGUCAUAGGUUGUUUCUCGCACUUGCGGCAACAUCCAUCAUACCUCUUUAUGGGCAGCUUGGCGCUGGCUGACACAGUCGCUUGCUGCGUUUUUACAACAAUCUUCCUGAAUUUCCACCUUUUGAAUCCGGACAACUGUUCGGAUGAAUAUCUCUUGAAACUGGGCGGGUUGACCAUGGCAUCUACGAGCUCCAUGGGAAGCCUUCUUUUGAUGGCGGUGGACCGCUAUUACGUCAUUUUCAAAGCUUACAAAUACAACGUGCUGAAACGAAAAAGAGUCGUGGUGGGAACUGUGACAUUAUGGGCUGUGGCUUUCUUCAUUGCCUUCCUUCCUCUGAUGGGCUGGAGAUGUUUGAACGGUCAAUCGUGUUCCAAACUCUUUCCUUAUGUCCAUCGUUACUAUCUGGGAUUCUGGGCCAUUCUGGUGCUGGUGGUCCUCGUGCUCAUUUUGGCAGCCUACGGCAUCAUAGUCUGGAAGGCCCACCGACACGAUGCCAACAUGGACGCAGAGCAUCCAGGAAAUGCACGUAUGCGUGUGGAUAUCCGUUUGGCAAAGACUUUCAGCUUUAUUUUGUUGAUUCUGUUAGUGUGUUGGCUACCUAUCCUUAGUUACAUGAUGGCAGAUGUCGUUUCAGAGCAGAUUUCCAAACUACACAGAAAGGUGUUCACUUUCUGCUGUCUGCUGUGUUUGAUAAACUCUGGUAUAAACCCGUUACUUUACACCCUGCGCUGCCGUGAGCUACAGGCUGCACUUGCUUCAUUGUUGUCUGGUUUAAGGAGAUGGAAAGGUUGGUGCUGGAGCAAUACCUCACCUAUCACAUAACUGAUUGACGUAUCAGCCAAGCCACCAAUAAUAUUAAAAAAAUCUCUUAUAUUCAGAUUCAUUUACAUGUUAUUUCUGUCUUUAAACAAAUAGAUUAGGAAAACAUAUAGGACAAAAGGAAGCAUAAAAACACCUUUAGUGGUAUGUUAGUAAACCUUUAUGAUAAUAGUUUGUUUUUUGCCUUUGAAAAUCUGCUAAAAUAUCAGUAUAAAACAUUAAUAUCUGCUCUACUUAAAAAUUGUACUUCAGUUGGUAACUCUUAAAAAAAAAUUUUAUAAACUUAAAUUUUCUCACUUUAAAGGGGACAUAUCAUGACAAUCUGACUUUUCCAUGUUUGAGUGCUAUAAUCGGGUCCCCAGUGCUUCUAUCAACCUAGAAAAUGUGAAAAAGAUCAACCCAAUAACUUAAACCAUUCUCUGCAAGCAUGCGAAAAAUAGGACAUUGAAAUUUGUCUCCCCUUGUGAUGUCAGAAGGGGAUGAUACCGCCCCUUAAUCUGAACUAUCCAACCAUAGCACUGCCAUUUAGUGCAGAGAUCAACUCAUUUGCAUUUUAAAGGACACACCCAAAACAGCAAAUUUUUGCUCACACCUACAAAGUGGCAAUUUUAGCAUGUUAUAAUAAAUUAUCUAUAUGAUAUUUUGAGCUAAAACCUCACAUAUGUACUCUGGAGACACCAAAGAUUUAUUUUCUCAAAAAAGU